AUGAAACUCUGCUACUGCUGUAUUUUCUUUUUGGAACGUGCAAGAGCAAGUGGCUACAGUUUCAAAUUUGUUUUAUACUGUGGAAAGGAUCCAGAAGAUAUUGCAAGGGAUGACCUACUAUUGGGACUAAGAGUACUCCUAAACAUGUUGGACUGCAUUGAAAAACCCGAGAAUCACUGUGUGUACUUUGACAAUUUCUUCACUAGUAGAGAUCUUCUGAUUCAUCUGGGAAAUUUGGGUUUUCGAGCAACUGGGACUGUCAGAGAGAAUGAAGUUGGUGACUGUCCACUAUUCGACAGGAAUGGUGAAGUCUUAUUUGUUCGAUGGCAUGACAACAGAUGUGUUACAAUUGGUACAAAUUUUGACCAAGCUGAACCUUUGGGAGCAGCUACCCGGUACAGUAGACAAGCAAGUAAGGAGACACAAGUGCUACAACCUGCUGUUUUGAAGUCAUAUAACGCGUACAUGGGAGGUGUUGACGAUCAUGACUGGAUAGUUGGAAAAUAUGCGAUGAAUUUACUGGAUUUCAGACGUGCUGUUACAGUUACAUACCUGAAAUUGGACACUGGAAGACCGAAUAUUGGACGUCCAAUGGAAUACCCAUCAAGUCAGUUGAGAGUGAUACCAGACAUCAGGUCUGAUGGAAUUGGUCAUAUGAUUGACAAAAGACGCAUGCAAAGAAGAUGUUUUAGUAUGGUAUACGAUACUGUUAGAUCCCAGUGUCCUAUUUUGAGGACAGCCAUUAUAUCAGGAUGUAUAAAUAUUCUUUGGCUAUUUUUGUACUUACUGUGGUUCAUACACUAUGUACAUUAUAAUAAACGAAUAAAAGAUUCAAUUUAA
Molecule: messenger RNA, 840 nt
Organism: Schistocerca americana (American grasshopper)
Lineage: Eukaryota; Metazoa; Arthropoda; Insecta; Orthoptera; Acrididae
Product: piggyBac transposable element-derived protein 3-like
Exons: 5
Coding region: 1-840 (279 amino acids)
Source: RefSeq, a predicted model, not a curated record